UAUUAGCUAUUAUGUCACUUGGCCGUAUCAACCCACCGUUACAGCAUCACAAUGAGACUGUGGGUCCUCUGCUGCUUGGCAGCAGCAGCUGCCGCGAGUCCCUUGGAUCCAAAGCCCGAAGAUGUGAAGCUUGUUUUCAACGAAAAUUUUAAUCCCGGCGGCAACAAGGGUUUUCGGAAUACAUACGAGCAGAGCGAUGGUACGAUCGUCCAGGCUCAAGGCGAUCUAGUCAAAGUGGUAAGCGAUGGUAAAGAGUCGGAGACCUUGGUCAUCAGCGGAAGCUACUCCUUCUACAUCGACGGCGUGAAGUACACAGUGCGUUACACGGCCGACCAGAAUGGGUACCAGCCAACGAUCAUAACGGAAGCCGAGAAGCCACCUGGCGCUGUACCAGGUCCAAUACUCGCUAGCAUACUGGGUGCUGGGUAAAAAACCGGCAAAUUCCCAGUUAAUUAAAAACGAUUUAUUUUAAGUGCUAACAAAUCUGACUUGAUAUUUUUCUUUUGUUGUACCUAUUUAUUGUUUCGUUUUUAACGCCAAUUUAUUUCAAGUGUCCUAGUAAAAUAAUAAAUUAAUA
Molecule: messenger RNA, 577 nt
Organism: Cydia pomonella (codling moth)
Lineage: Eukaryota; Metazoa; Arthropoda; Insecta; Lepidoptera; Tortricidae
Product: flexible cuticle protein 12-like
Exons: 3
Coding region: 52-429 (125 amino acids)
Cellular component (GO): chitin-based extracellular matrix
Molecular function (GO): structural constituent of chitin-based larval cuticle
Source: RefSeq, a predicted model, not a curated record